Carya illinoinensis is the source of this 3098-nucleotide messenger RNA. RefSeq lists its product as uncharacterized. The record is from RefSeq and is a predicted model, not a curated record. The transcript has 14 exons. The coding region runs from base 313 to 2493 and encodes 726 amino acids. Lineage: Eukaryota; Viridiplantae; Streptophyta; Magnoliopsida; Fagales; Juglandaceae.
UAAAAAAAAAAAGAAGAGAAAAGGAAAAACGAAUUACAAGGCGGUUCGGUCAUCGGUGUCCCUAAAGGUGCCAAGUGCACCCUACGUGGCCACGUUCCCCAAUUCGCAAGCAAUUCUCAGUUCUUGCUCGCUCACAGAGUCACUCAGCGAGAUACGCACAGAAAAGACUUUCAUCGCAUGCUUAAUUGAGGUAUCGACCUUAGAUACAGUUGCGCAUUCUAGCAAACGCGUGUGGUGCAAAAACUCUCUGUCUGACAUGGGUUCGUGAACUCUGGCCCCCUAUCUAGGUCUGCCGAGAUCUUAUUGUAGCCAAUGAGGAAUGUCUUUGCGAGUCUCAACCGUCGCGGUCAUAUCUCAGUGCUCUCCAGAAGUUUACGCCAUGAUUGUACUGUUGAUGCCAUCUUGCAGAAAUGCACAUCAUUGGCAUGUCAAACAGAUCUUGAAAUUGUUAGAAGAAAAUAUAAUUGGAACCCAUUAUGCCUGUUGCACCGGAAUUCAUUUUCUACUGGCUUCACCAGCGUGCACGGUGAGAGCCCAUCAGCAGAGUAUGCAAAGCUGAGGAAGGAAUCACUCGAAAGUGAAUUUGGCCAUGCUCUUGGAACUUAUGGAAAAAGUAUUUCCAUUGUCCCUCGUUUUGGUCCAUUAUUGGCUUUGUAUAGAGGAGCAAUUAUUUCAUCUUAUGUGAUAAAGCUAAGCAUCUGGCAAUUCUUCGUUCAAGACAUCAGAAAACGUGCUGUCAAGUUCCGCGAAACACUAAUCCACUUGGGGCCUUUCUACAUCAAGCUUGGGCAGGCGCUGAGCACUAGGCCAGAUAUACUGCCAGCUGUAUAUUGCCAAGAGCUUGCUAAGUUACAGUUGGGUGUUCCUGUUUCACAAGUAUUUGCCGACAUCAGCCCAGAGCCUAUUGCAGCGGCAUCCUUAGGGCAGGUUUAUAAAGCUCACCUGCAUUCUGGAGAGCUGGUAGCUGUUAAGGUACAGAGGCCAGGUAUGUCGCUCUCAUUGACCCUCGAUGCGUUGUUAUUCCAUAUGAUUGGGGGUCAAUUGAAGCGGUUUGCCACAGCCCAGAAAGACCUAUUGGUAUCUGUAAAUGAAGUGGUCAGGCACAUGUUUGAUGAGAUUGAUUAUGUCCUAGAGGGUAGGAAUGCUGAACGUUUUGCUUCUCUCUAUGGUUACUCCCCAUGUAGUGAUAAUAGUAGACAAAAAAAACCUGCAACUGGGAAAACUGUGACAUAUGAAAAAGCAAACUGGGUUAAAGUUCCAAAAAUAUAUUGGGACCUUACCCGGACUGCUGUGCUUACAAUGGAAUGGGUUGAUGGAAUCAAGCUUACAGAUGAAAUUGGCUUGAAGAAGGCCUGUUUAAACAGACGGAAACUGAUUGACCAGGGAUUAUAUUGCUCUUUGAGGCAAUUACUUGAGGUGGGAUUUUUCCAUGCUGACCCACAUCCAGGAAACCUUGUUGCUACUGACACUGGCUCUCUUGCGUACUUUGAUUUUGGAAUGAUGGGAGAUAUUCCUCGCCACUAUCGAGUGGGACUUAUCCAAAUGCUUGUGCACUUUGUUAAUCGUGAUUCUCUGGGUUUGGCAAAUGACUUUCUUUCUUUGGGAUUUAUUCCUGAAGGGGUUGAAAUACUGUCAGUUUCAGAUGCACUGCAAGCAUCCUUUGGCACUGGCACUAGACAAUCUCAAGACUUCCAGGGACUAAUGAACCAGCUAUAUGAUGUUAUGUAUGAGUUUAACUUCUCUCUACCCCCAGACUAUGCCUUGGUGAUAAGGGCUCUGGGAUCAUUAGAAGGCACAGCAAAGGUUCUGGAUCCUGAUUUCAAAGUCAUUGAGAGUGCAUAUCCUUUUGUCAUUGGGAGACUUCUGGAAGACCCAGAUCCGGAUAUGAGAAAAAUCUUGAGGGAAUUGCUUAUCCGUAACAAUGGAUCUAUGAGAUGGAAUCGGCUAGAACGGCUGAUGGCAGCGAUAUCUGAACAGCCUUCCAAGUCGAGUGGGGAACCCACUAAUUCUGAGGAUAAUUAUUCAAGUCCUCUGGGAUGGAAAUCAUUUGACAUGCGGGCUGUCGUUGCUGCCACUGAAGAUCUUCUACUAUUCAUUUUAUCUGAAAAGGGUCUGAGGGUGCGCGUUUUCCUUCUUCGGGAUAUAAUUGGAGCAGCUGAUGUUUUUAUGCAGGAUAAAGUUGUUGAUUGCAUUCCAAGUGAGAAUGUUGAAGCAAGAGAGACACUAGAAUUUGAGGAACACGCUAUGCUCACAAGGAUUGUUGAUGGUUUUCGAUAUUUCUGUGAAGCCAUAAAAUCGGCCCCAGCGGUGUGGACAGCAAUGCUAUUACGCAUGGCCGCGAAGCCAGAGGUCCAUAAAUUUAUUUUUGAUAUGAUUUCAGCUUUGGUCACGCAUUUUAGUUUCAAACUUACAGAAACUUCAUGGGUUUGUAUUUCUAGAUUUCUUCACAUGUUGGUGAAAAAAUGCAGCUCUGAUGAAUUAAGACAUCAGUAAUCCCUGUCCUCUUUCAGUUUUUUUUUUAUCUGUUUCCCCGACAAUAUUUGAUAUCCCUGGUACUGUGGCAAGUGCAAGUACUCAAUGACAAGAAAAUAGAAUGUUUGCAGUUCUACAUAGAAUUCAAGAAAAAGUUUUCAGACCACUGGCUUGGGAAAGAAGCCGUGUAAAAUAGAGGAUUGAAAAAGGACAGCAUAGGAUUGCUUAUAAUUUGUCUGGAAACCAAGGGAAAUAGCUGGAAGUGACACCACGCCAUUCCUGUUGAUUUCACAGCGUCUUAUCAAGUGAUAGCGAGGAAGAGUUUGCAAGAUGGGGGGUCGUUAAUAUAUACGAAUGUCGAAUGUGCAUGAGUAAAUGAUUGUGCGAUUAACAGCGUCCUCACCUAAGUCAAGAGCACUGUAAUAUUUGACGUUAACUUCAUCGUUAUCACUCUCUGUUCUUUCUGUGUUUUUCCUUUUAUAUUUCUUUCCCCUUCAUUGACGAAGCCAAGCAUUUAAGAAGCUCAUGUUGGGCAGAAAGGCUUCUGAUUGUUUUUAGGAACAAUUCAGACAAUUCAAAUUAUAAAAAUUUUCAAUUUGUAUUAUAAAAUUAGUUUCAAACUGCAA